GGAGAGGGAGCGAGCGAGCGAGCGGGCGGGCAUUUCUGCGCAGCUCGGGCACCUCGGAGCCUGGCCGCGGGACACGGAUCGAGGACCGGUAGCGCCCGGAAGCCGCGCCGCCGCCGCCAGGUGCCUGACUGACGUCCUUCCCCCAGGGAGCUGGUGUGAACAGAGGCGAGGACUGGAGCUCUGAGAUGUGGUUCUGAUGUUAUCCCCGUUCUACAGAGGUGGGAACUGAGGCUCAGAGAGGCGUGCUGGUCACCAUGACAACAGAGACAGGCCCGGAUUCUGAGGUGAAGAAGGCUCAGGAAGAGGCCCCACAGCAGCCUGAGGCCGCCGCUGCUGCUGCUGUGACCACCCCAGUGACCCCUGCAGGCCACGGCCACCCAGAGGCCAACUCCAAUGAAAAGCAACCGCCCCAGCAGGAGACUCGGCCUGCUGAACAGAGCCUAGACAUGGACGAGAAGGACAACGGGGAGGCUGAUGGCCUGUCAGAGAGGACCACGCCCAGCAGGGCCCAGAAAUCGCCCCAGAAGAUUGCCAAGAAAUACAAGAGUGCUAUCUGCCGAGUCACUCUGCUCGAUGCCUCUGAGUAUGAGUGUGAGGUGGAGAAACACGGCCGGGGCCAGGUGCUGUUUGACCUCGUCUGUGAGCACCUCAACCUCCUGGAGAAGGACUACUUUGGCCUGACCUUCUGUGAUGCUGACAGCCAGAAGAACUGGCUGGACCCCUCCAAGGAAAUCAAGAAGCAGAUCCGGAGCAGCCCCUGGAAUUUUGCCUUCACAGUCAAGUUCUACCCCCCUGACCCUGCCCAGCUGACAGAAGAUAUCACAAGAUAUUACCUGUGCCUGCAGCUGCGGGCAGACAUCAUCACAGGCCGGCUGCCCUGCUCCUUCGUCACGCAUGCCCUGCUGGGCUCCUACGCCGUGCAGGCGGAGCUGGGCGACUAUGAUGCCGAGGAGCAUGUGGGCAACUAUGUCAGCGAGCUCCGCUUCGCCCCUAACCAGACCCGAGAGCUGGAGGAGAGGAUCAUGGAGCUGCACAAGACAUACAGGGGCAUGACCCCAGGAGAAGCAGAAAUCCACUUCCUGGAGAACGCCAAGAAGCUUUCCAUGUACGGAGUAGACCUGCACCAUGCCAAGGACUCUGAGGGCAUUGACAUUAUGUUAGGAGUCUGUGCCAAUGGCCUGCUCAUCUACCGGGACCGACUGAGGAUCAACCGCUUCGCUUGGCCCAAGAUUCUCAAGAUCUCCUACAAGAGGAGUAACUUCUACAUCAAGAUCCGGCCUGGGGAGUAUGAGCAGUUCGAGAGCACAAUUGGCUUUAAACUCCCAAACCACCGGUCAGCCAAGAGACUGUGGAAGGUCUGCAUUGAGCACCACACAUUCUUCCGGCUCGUGUCCCCCGAGCCCCCACCCAAGGGCUUCCUGGUGAUGGGCUCCAAGUUCCGGUAUAGUGGGAGGACCCAGGCACAGACCCGCCAGGCCAGCGCCCUCAUCGACCGGCCCGCUCCCUUCUUCGAGCGUUCCUCCAGCAAACGGUACACCAUGUCCCGCAGCCUUGAUGGAGCGGAGUUCUCCCGCCCAGCCUCGGUCAGUGAGAACCACGACGCAGGACCUGAUGGUGACAAACGGGAGGAAGACGGCGAGUCUGGGGGGCGGCAGUCAGAGGCCGAGGAGGGAGAGGUCAGGACCCCCACCAAGAUCAAGGAGAUGAAGCCGGAGCAGGAAACCACGCCGAGACACAAGCAGGAGUUCUUAGACAAGCCAGAGGAUGUCUUGCUGAAGCACCAGGCCAGCAUCAACGAGCUCAAGAGGACCCUGAAGGAACCCAACAGCAAACUGAUCCACCGGGAUCGAGACUGGGAACGGGAACGCAGGCUGCCCUCCUCGCCCGCCUCCCCCUCCCCCAAAGGCACCCCUGAGAAAGCCAGCGAGAGAGCAGGGCUGAGGGAGGGCUCGGAGGAGAAAGUCAAACCACCACGUCCCAGGGCCCCAGAGAGUGACACGGGCGAUGAGGACCAGGACCAGGAGAGGGACGCGGUGUUCCUGAAGGACAACCACCUGGCCAUCGAGCGUAAGUGCUCCAGCAUCACCGUCAGCUCCACGUCCAGCCUGGAGGCAGAGGUCGACUUCACCGUCAUGGGUGACUACCACGGCAGCGCCUUCGAAGACUUCUCCCGCAGUCUGCCCGAGCUCGACCGAGACAAAAGCGACUCAGACACGGAGGGCCUGGUGUUCUCCCGGGAUCUCAGCAAGAGGGGCCCCAGCCAGGACGACGAGUCCGGGGGCUUCGAGGACAGCCCGGAUCGAGGGGCCUGCUCCACCCCGGAUAUGCCCCAGUUUGAGCCCGUGAAAACGGAAACCAUGACCGUCAGCAGCCUGGCCAUCAGGAAGAAGAUCGAGCCAGAGGCUAUGCUGCAGACCAGAGUCACCACUGUGGACACCCAGGUGGAUGGGACUGCCCUAGGCGGGAAGGAAUUCAUAACCACUGCUCCCUCCAUCACCACUGAGACCAUAUCAACCACCAUGCUGGUGCACAGAUUCCUGAGAGGGUCCAGCAACAUCAGAUCCUUCAAUGAUGACACAGAACAAAUAGCACUCGGCACACAGGUUUUGGUGCCAGGCAGUGAUCUCCUUGGUCUUCGCAAAAACUGUGAGGAGGACGCUCUUUCUUUUCUUUGCCCUUUACAGAUGAGGAAACCAGAGUUCAGAGAGGAGAACAGUCUCAAGUCCGGGAAGGGGGCAGCUGCCAUGAUCCCAGGCCCACAGACGGUGGCCACGGAAAUCCGUUCUCUUUCUCCGAUCAUCGGGAAAGAUGUCCUCACCAGCACCUACGGCGCCACCGCGGAAACCCUCUCCACCUCCACCACCACCCAUGUUACUAAAACUGUGAAAGGAGGGUUUUCUGAGACGAGGAUCGAGAAGCGAAUCAUUAUUACUGGGGACGAAGAUGUUGAUCAAGACCAGGCCCUGGCUUUGGCCAUCAAGGAGGCCAAACUUCAGCAUCCUGACAUGCUGGUAACCAAAGCUGUCGUAUACAGAGAAACAGACCCAUCCCCGGAGGAGAGGGACAAGAAGCCACAGGAAUCCUGACCUCUAUGAAGAGAUGCUGGCGUUUCUGGUCCAACUCAAGCCAGAGAACCAUUAAGAAGGGGCCUUCAUUCUGGAUUCUCCGAGUCAACACCGACGUCCCAGCUGCGACGUACUGUCACUGAUGAGAGACUGGGAGAGGAAAAGCAUAUAUAUAUAUAUAUAUAGAUAUAUAUAGAUAUAGAUAUAUAUACAGGAAACACUGCAUCCUUGCACUGCUUCUGGGGCUGGCCGAGCAGUCGGCCAACAGCAACAACCAACAUCUGAACACCUACAUUUCCUUUGCAGACAAAUUGAAGAAUUGGUGGGAUUUUUCAGGAAAAAAAAAUUAUAAUGCCAAUAAUCCCUCGCUAUCCCCUUCGAAGGCCUGCGGAGCGACGCGAGCAAGCAGCCCAGGAUGACUGCCGGGAUGCAGCACCGACUGCGCAGCACAUCCGGUGGACGGACCUUCCGUUUGUCCUCCAGUGUCUGUUGCCCAUGCAAGUGCAAAGGAAAACCCUUUUGCAGCAAAGCGAGACAAGUUGAAGCAGCAAGACACACAACGAGAAAGAAAAGACAUUUCCCACUUGGAAAGGAGGAGGAGGAACACUGGAUUAUUAUUUUAUGGGUCUUGACACUGGGCUGCAAAAUCCACCUUCCUUUCUUCCGCCUCCCCUCCCCCUCACAAGUCUUGUCGUCAUUUUCUGUCUCGACUCCCUCCUCCCAACCCUGCACCCCUUGCCCUCUGUCCGGGUCCUGCUGAGGGCCACUGCAGAUGACUCAUUUGAAACAAGAAAAAGAAAAGAAAGCAGGGACGGAAAACCAUGCCGCAGGAAGGGAAGUAGACAUUGUAUGUUUAUGGUUCUCAUGACGAAGGUGCAGCUUGUAGGAGAUUUGUAUGGAUGUGCUUUUAAGUUAUGUAUAUUACAUAUAACGGGAAACAAAUAUUAAAAUAAACAGUGCUGGUAAGUAUGAAGCUGACAGUUUAAAAUUAUAAUUAUCUGACUGUGAUUGAUGUAUCCCAAGGUUCCUAGAUCUCACUGAACCGGCCCAGCCAAGGAGGCCUGGACUCUGGCUGUGGGCUGCUCACCGUAGGAGCUGACGGGUUCAGUGUAGUAAUUCAGUGUGUGAUAUUUGUCAUUGGUUGAUUGGUGGGGAGGGGAGGGGUCCCCGAAUGGAGAAGCGGGGGUUUGGCAAGAAGGAAGCAACACAGCUGUGGUCCAAGAUGCCUUCUCCCCUGGGCAGUAACAACCAGGGCCUGGUCCGUGCUCAGAUGUGGGGCCCAGAGUUAGGAUUUUGCUGCGGAUCCCCUGGUUCAGUCCCCCUACCUCCCUAAGGGGGUUUGUCUCUGUUCUCAGUCCUCUGGGUUUUUUUUGCCACAUGUCUUGCCUUUCCCUGACCAAAUCCUGGGAGCUAACUCCCCAUCCCAAGGGGGGUGAUGCCCUUGGCCUGCAGGGGAUGGUAGCUUUAUCCGGCUGCCUGAAAACUCCCAGCUCGGUCUCUUCCUCUACCACUGCUGUUCUCUGUCUGAGUCAUUCUCUUCUUCCUGGGCUGAAGCAGCCAUGGGAGCGACCCCAAACACAGGGUAGGCCUAGGUCAAAGCUGAGGAUGAAAGGUGGUGCUGCUCACAGUCUCCAUCCACGUGUUAGACCCUGGCUUUGGAGACCUCCCCUUCGGUCAGCAUCUGAGCUCUGAGCCUGUGCCCUCAGAGUCCCAGAAAUUGCCUCAAGACCACAGAAGCCCUUGGAGAAAACCCACCAAAAGCCUGGCAUUGACACGCAGGGGCUUUCCCAGGCUCUCCUGGCACAAGCUGGCCCCCUGAGCUCAAUGAGUCCCCUUCUGAGGGAGUGUGUCCCACUGCACUUUAAUGUAUCAGUCCCAUCUCACCUCCCCAGUCCUGUUUCUGAAGCAGUUGAUAAACUCACUCAACAAAUAUAUAUUGAGUACCUGCUUGUGCCAGGCACUAUUCUUGGAUUGAGAGAAUGUGGGGCACAUGGAGGCACCUGGGAAGCCCCCUGAGCCAGCCUUACAUUUCUAACCAGGGCUGUCUCUCUGAGAGCACUUCUGCAUUCUCUCCAAUUAUUGGACGUUGCCCACGGAUGCCCGCCAGAGAGCCCAGGCUUAUCGAUUACCCCAAGGAUAAGUACGCUUAGCUGCUUUGGUGCUGACCUGGGACAGAACAAGAAACCAGAAUAGUGUGCCUCUGUGGACACAAAUUGGAUGGAGGGAGAGCAGAGAGCCCUGAGCCUGGGCAUCCCAUGGCAGAAUCAGCCACACACACCCCAGAGCAGGCCGGGGGGCUGCUCCAGCUCCCCCUGAGUGCGACAGCACACUUGCCGUGCACCAAGCUUCUUUUUACGUCCCUGAUACAGAAGCCCUUUUCAACCUGAGAGCUCCCACUCGUUCUGGGCCAAAAGCUGGUGUAGCCCCACCCUCUCUGGCUCACCCAGAAUUUGACUCAGGCACCCCGUCUUUGCCGGAACCAGGCAUCCUGAACACACUUCAGAGGGAGAAUUAUUUUUUUUUCUGGGUUCUCUACCUGCCCACAGACCCUGGGUGUGUGGCUUCAGGGCAGGGAUGAGUGAUCAGGCUUAGCUCACGGGCCAGUGGCGUUUGUGGAGACCUCUACCCCACCAAUGCUCUGACCUUCCUUCCACGAGAGUCAGUCAGUGCCCCCAGGGAGGAGGGGAGCUGCAAGCUAAAUCUAGGGCACUGUUUCCUCCCCAUGCUCCUCUUCACAAAGAACAUCAACGUUUGUCUUGUCUGUCGUCAACCUACUUUUCCUUUUUUCUUUUUUCUAUUUCUCAUUCUUUCUGUGCUGCCUCUCCACCCCAGAGACCAUGUAGCAUAGUGGAGAAGUCCCAGAGGGCGGGCAGGAGUGCUCGUGGCCACCCUGGCUCGGUGCCUGGCUUACCACGUGCCAUCGAGCUCGUCUGGGCUCUCCUGGGGCCUCAGUUCCCGUCGCACUUGUAAAAGGACGUGGAUAAGCCAGAUGCUCUCCAGGGCCUUUUUCUGCUCUGCCAUACCACAGACUUUCAUUUUACUUUGCUUUCUCUGGAUCUUUUCCAUCUGAGAGGACAGGAAGUUCCAGGACCUGUUUCGGGUUUUGAAUCCUGCAAGCACAUUCCAAGACUGGCCUGAAAUUGCAUGAGCAACAUCACUCUAAUUUUUUUUUCCCCCCAAAAGCACCUUCCCAAACAAUUGCAAUGCUGUCCUGUUCCUUUUUACUCACACCCUUCUCUCUUCUCUGGUCCCCACGCUCCCCCACCUCAGUGCUCCGUGCUGUAUGCGUGUGCUCUCUGUUCUUGUAUACUCAAUAAAAGUGAAAUAAAUGUGUUUGAUGCUCAACCACAAA
Molecule: messenger RNA, 6417 nt
Organism: Myotis lucifugus (little brown bat)
Lineage: Eukaryota; Metazoa; Chordata; Mammalia; Chiroptera; Vespertilionidae
Gene: EPB41L1
Product: erythrocyte membrane protein band 4.1 like 1
Exons: 25
Coding region: 255-3086 (943 amino acids)
Biological process (GO): cortical actin cytoskeleton organization
Cellular component (GO): plasma membrane; cytoskeleton
Molecular function (GO): actin binding; structural molecule activity
Source: RefSeq, a predicted model, not a curated record